Messenger RNA from Lutra lutra (Eurasian river otter), 3688 nucleotides. It is a transcript of the gene MAPK8IP2, whose product is annotated as mitogen-activated protein kinase 8 interacting protein 2. Gene Ontology annotation, biological process: regulation of JNK cascade. Gene Ontology annotation, cellular component: cytoplasm. Lineage: Eukaryota; Metazoa; Chordata; Mammalia; Carnivora; Mustelidae. The record is from RefSeq and is a predicted model, not a curated record. Gene Ontology annotation, molecular function: protein binding. Bases 521 to 3019 code for a protein of 832 amino acids. The transcript has 12 exons.
GCGAACCAGUGGUCAGUGGACCCGGACCGCUGCCGUCCUCCGACGUCCCCCCGCAGCUUUCAAACCGAAGGCUCUCCCUCUCUGCCCGCCCCUCCCCGCCCCGCAGACCCUCCUGUACACGGACUGAUCUCCCCCCAACCCCGCCGCCAAUCCACUUCUCACCUCCCCCACCCCCCGAAAAAACCAAAGCCGAUCGUUCCCGAACCAGAGCCUCUCCGUCAAACCAUCUUCUCUCCUCCAACCAGCUUCCCCGCCAGCCCCCUCCCUCCCUCCCCUGUCCCCUCCCUCCGCUCCCGGAUCCUCCCUCUCCUCUCCCCUCCCCCUGCGGCGCUGCCGCUCGCCUGCCGCGGUGUCCUGGCAGGGUGUCGAGGUGUGUCGGCGGGCGGGGUGUCGCAGGGCGUGUCACGAGGUGACUCGGGGAGGGCUGAAGACCGAGGGAGGGAGCGACGAAGGGCGUGCGGGGCCGUCGCUCCGCGCACCCCUCCCCCCGCCGCAGUCGGCAGGCCUUUCCCCGGAGAAGAUGGCGGAUCGGGCGGAGAUGUUUUCUCUUUCCACCUUUCAUUCGCUGUCGCCGCCAGGCUGCAGGCCUCCCCAGGACAUAAGCCUGGAAGAAUUUGAUGAUGAGGACCUGUCUGAGAUCACCGAUGACUGUGGCCUGGGCCUCAGCUAUGAUUCGGACCACUGCGAGAAGGACAGUCUCUCCCUAGGACGCUCGGAGCAGCCGCACCCCAUCUGCUCCUUCCAGGAUGACUUCCAGGAGUUUGAGAUGAUCGAUGACAAUGAAGAGGAGGAGGACGAAGAGGAGGAGGAUGAGGAGGAGGAAGAGGAGGAGGAGGAAGAGGAGGAAGGUGAAGGGGAGGGCAAGGAGGCAGGAGGCCCUGUGUCGGAGGCCCCUGCCCCAGAGACCCUGAUCCCUUCCCCCUCCGUGAAUGAACCCCACAAGAACCGGCCCACCACUCUCCAUCUGACUACGCUGGGAGCUCAGGACUCCCUGAACAACAAUGGAGGCUUUGCCCCAGCGCCUCCAGCUUCCUGGCAGGAGACAGUGCUGCGCUCGCCUCCCCAGGAGCCCCUCAGAGAGUCGCCCGCGUCCCUCCAGCCCACAGACGCGAGCCCGUGCGGGGCGCAGUCUCCUGUGCGCCUGGGUUGCGAUUGUGAAGGGAACCGACCCGCGGUGGGUGCCCCUGCGCCCUGUGGAGCCUCGCCCUCCUCGGAUCCUGGCAUCGAGGCCGACCUGGGAAGCCGCUCCAGCGGGGGCCGAGGCGGCCGGCACAGCAGCCAGGAGCUGUCCUCGCCGGGCUCCGACUCAGAGGACGCGGGGGGCGCGCGCCUUGGGCGCAUGAUUUCAUCCAUCUCAGAGACGGAGCUGGAGCUGAGCAGCGACGGCGGCAGCAGCAGCAGCGGCCGCUCCUCGCACCUCACCAACUCCAUCGAGGAGGCCUCAUCGCCUGCCUCCGAGCCCGAGCCCGAGCCCGAGCCCGAGGCCCCUUGUGAGCCCCCGCGUCGCCCCGCCUUCCUGCCCGUGGGCCCCGACGACACCAACAGCGAGUAUGAGUCAGGGUCCGAGUCUGAGCCCGACCUCAGCGAGGACGCCGACUCGCCCUGGCUGCUCAGCAACCUCGUGAGCCGCAUGAUCUCCGAGGGCUCCUCGCCCAUCCGCUGCCCCGGCCAGUGCCUGUCUCCCGCGUCCCGUCCUUCUGGGGAGGCCGCGUCGCCCGCCGACGCGGCCACUGAGGGCUCGGAGGCGCCUGCAGGGCGGGGCGGCGUGGAGCUGGUGGACAUGGAGACGCUGUGCGGGCCACCGCCCCCGGCGCCCUCCGCCCCUCGGCCCGGCCCCGCCCAGCCCGGGCCCUGCCUCUUCCUCAGCAACCCCACGCGCGACACCAUCACGCCGCUGUGGGCCGCCGCAGGCCGCAGCGCCCGGCCGGGCCGCUCCUGUUCGGCCACCUGCUCCGAGGAGGACGAUGAGGAUGAAGAGGACGAGAUUGACGCCGAUGACAAGGUGGGCCCCCCUGGCGGCAGGGGCGUGGGCCCCGCCGCGCCGCUGGACGCCUCGCUGGUGUACGACGCGGUCAAGUACACGCUGGUGGUGGACGAGCACACGCAGCUGGAGCUGGUCAGCCUGCGGCGCUGCGCGGGCCUGGGGGACGACGGCUCGGAGGACAGCGGUGGCGAGGCCAGCGAGGAAGAGACGGCGGCCGCGCUGCUGGGUGGUGGUCAGGGCCCGGAGGACGCCUCUCCGGACAGCCCUGACCUCACCUUCUCUAAGAAGUUCCUCAACGUCUUUGUCAACAGCACAUCUCGUUCUUCCAGCACCGAGUCCUUUGGUCUUUUUUCCUGCUUGGUCAAUGGGGAGGAGAAAGAGCAAACCCACCGGGCUGUCUUCAGGUUCAUCCCUCGCCAUCCGGACGAGCUGGAACUGGAUGUGGACGACCCGGUGCUGGUGGAAGCCGAGGAGGAUGACUUCUGGUUUCGCGGUUUCAACAUGCGCACAGGGGAGCGUGGGGUCUUCCCUGCCUUCUACGCCCAUGCGGUGCCUGGCCCUGCCAAGGACCUGCUAGGGAGCAAGCGGAGUCCCUGCUGGGUGGAGCGCUUCGACGUGCAGUUCCUGGGCUCUGUAGAGGUGCCCUGUCACCAGGGCAACGGCAUCCUGUGUGCAGCCAUGCAGAAGAUUGCUACUGCCCGGAAGCUGACCGUCCACCUGCGUCCUCCUGCCUCCUGUGACCUCGAGAUUUCCCUUCGGGGGGUGAAGCUGAGUCUGAGCGGAGGCCCUGAGUUCCAGCACUGCAGUCACUUCUUCCAGAUGAAGAACAUCUCCUUCUGUGGCUGCCAUCCCCGCAACAGCUGCUACUUCGGCUUCAUCACCAAACACCCUCUGCUGAGCCGCUUUGCCUGCCACGUCUUCGUCUCCCAGGAGUCCAUGAGGCCCGUGGCCCAGAGCGUGGGCCGCGCCUUCCUGGAGUACUACCAGCAGCACCUGGAGUACGCCUGCCCCACAGAGGACAUCUACCUGGAGUAGCCGCCCGCCGCCCUCCUGCUGCAGGGGCCGCCGGGCUGGGCGCCUCUCCAGAAGCCGCUGCGGCUUUGGCGAGAACUGGAUUGGGAGCGCGUGGGAACCAGUGUCGGGGAGUUUCCUCCGUGCUCCCCAGGGGCCACGGGAGAGAGGAGUCCUCUCCACUUUCCCUCUGAUCCGUUCUUUCUCUCUGUGUCACCCUCUUCCGCCCCUUGAUCUCCUCCUAUCUCCUUGUUUCUGUCUCUGCCCCUCUCUGUGCCUGCAAACCCUCGCCCUCUGCUCUUUACUUGGGGUCAGAACUGGGAGGGUUGUAGAGGAAGGCGAGACUCUAGGUGACUGGUGGCACCAGGCUCCCAGGCCAUCCCCUCCUGCCCCUCCCCUGUGAUUUAUAAAGGAAUUUUAAUUUUUAUAGUGAAUCUCAAAGGAUUACCCCAUCCUUGACCACAGGGAUAAAGAGAGGGACCCCCCAUACUGCCCCACAUGGAGCUCGGGGGAAGCAGGGAAGGGCUCCCCAGAAGGGCCCUGGGGGAGAUUAGAGGUAGCUCUUGAUGCUAACCCCGAGCCCGCAGAUGCUAGGAGGGGGUGCGCACCCCGGCCCUGGCCACACCAGCGUCCGCUUUGCCGCUGCAAACACUCCCUGCAGUCCAGCGCCUCAAUAAACUCUGCUUGGUGUGA